Molecule: messenger RNA, 12028 nt
Organism: Topomyia yanbarensis
Lineage: Eukaryota; Metazoa; Arthropoda; Insecta; Diptera; Culicidae
Gene: Dpp10
Product: inactive dipeptidyl peptidase 10
Exons: 17
Coding region: 2041-4665 (874 amino acids)
Biological process (GO): proteolysis
Molecular function (GO): dipeptidyl-peptidase activity; serine-type peptidase activity
Source: RefSeq, a predicted model, not a curated record
CCGGUCGUUCAGUUUCUCUCCAACCGUAUCAGCAAGCGGUCGAUAAAACGGGAAAAUUCGCCAACCGCCAAAACCUGGCGAGAAGGAAAAACUUUUGUGUGUUUUAUGUAGUGCAGUGUAGUGUUGAAGUGUUUGUUCGUCUGGCAGGUGUGAUUAGUGUGGGAGAGGGUUGCUAGUGCGAAUGCCGGACAGCAACCAGCAGCGGAGCUAACGCGCGAAUAAAAUUACAAAAAUCCUUGGCUCAGACCCUGCCGAAUACAUUAAUAUUGUAUGAAGAAAAUGAAAGUUGAAUGUGCUUCACAGAUUGCCACUAGAUCCUGGUGAUUUAUUUUCGAUAAAUCAAGCGAAAUUGAGGAUUUUUUUGGCUAUCGACCCGAAAUUUUAUUUAGAAGAACGCCUAAAUCUUGAAACGUUAGUGAAAAGUUUCCCCAAAAGGCACUUUUCCCUACCAUCGGUCGCAAAGUCAGGCGAGAAGAAAUAAAUUUCCCGAACGUCGCGAGUUGGUGAGUGCUGAGAGCAGAGAGCUUUCGGCCCACGUGAGAUGAAGGGGACCUAAUCAGCUGUCUGGUCGGGACGAUUUUCUCCAACUUCCAUCUGUUCGGUUCUACUAGUAGUAGCUUGGUGUUAGUUUCCCGCGAGCAGCUCGAGAGUUUUGGCCCCAUUUGUGGCAGUGUUGGUUAUCCGGUUUGUUGUGUACGCAAAAAAAGGAAAAGGAAAAAAGCAGCAGCAGCAAAGGAAAGCGUCUAACAGAAGAAACGUGACUUCUGGCCGUGUUCUGUAGCUCUCGUUCGCAAAACACGAUGUUCACCUGUUCUUGAUUGUGGCGAGUAAGAGUAAGGUGUAGGAAACAUUGUGUAAUUUAUGCUGCUGCCACUACCGUUGCCACCGCCGCAGCCGCCGCCAGGAAAACGCCAUCUCACCAUCAUCGCCGCAAAGGACCUGUGAAUACUGGUUUCCUAUUAUUGGCGCGAGCAAAGUAUUCUGAAUGGUUCAAAGGAAAAUGAAAUUUUAGUGGUUUUUCGUGUCCUAGGAAAAGUUUCGCUGUGUUACGAACCGAAGGGUGUAGGGUUGCCAAGCGCUUGUAUGCUAAGUACGUGACGAAUCGGGGCGAACUGUUUUGACGAGGUUGAAUUUUGGCGGUUAAGCACGAGCUCAACUUGAUACAAGGAUUUCACAACUUUACUCUAUCAAGCACAAAAAUCAUCGGAGGAGUGAUAGAAAGAAAAAAAAACCGAACCGGAAGCCAAAAUGAAUCGCUAAUCGUUGUCUAAUCAAGUCUGUCGUCGUAAAACGCUGGGACGUGCCACUCUUCACCUUCUGCUCCACUGAACAGCUGGAAAAAAAACUCGGAAGUGUCCCUUCAACUGACCACGUCUCACCGAAAAAAGUGCUCAAUUCGCGUUAAUAGAGUAAGACCGGAAAGGGAAGCCAGAAGUAGAGCGAACGUCUAAUCCAGCUCUAGCGAGACCAGACGUGUGUCCAAUCUUUCCUUUUACUACUACUUUCGAUACGUUGAGACUGUGAUACCAUCAGUGUCUGUCUUGUAUCGACUUGACGCGGCGUGUCCUCUUACCGGGAAGUCCCGACAGUAGUGACCAGCGAAAAUGCAAACAAUGCCAAAUUAAUAGCCAAACACAUUAACCAUCGGGUCGACGACGACGGGACGGGAAGGUAGUGAGAUGGUAUACAACACCCCUUCGGCGGGGGGAAAAUUUUCUCGGAAGAUAGUGAAAGCGAAUUAAGUGACCGGCAACGAGUUUGAUCGAGUGUAACUAAUUGUGGUCAGAUUUCGUAGAAGAGGGUGAUGUGUCUGCCGUCGUCCGUCGAUGGACAGUUGCUGGCAGUGGUGGUGCUUGUGAGUGCUUAUCUUUGAUAUGAAAAAUGUGAAUAAAUAUGAGCACAUUUUCGUGAAGCAGAUCGAUCUGUUCCGUGUGCGAGUGUUUGUGAAUAGGAAAAAUCAAUAAACGCAGAUUCAUAUUGCGAAUAGGUUUUUCGCGGCUUUUCAGAAGGAGCGAGGCUGUGUAGGCAAACGGAAGCACAAUGACGGAGGCGGAUAACUAUGAUGAUGAGCUAGUUUCGGCAAAUCCGAAUCAGCGCAACUGGCGUGGAAUAUUAAUCGCGUUGCUCGUAAUCAUCGUCGUCCUAGCGCUGAUAGUGACAUCUGUGGUUCUUCUCACGCCUCCAGAUGAAGGACCACGAGUCAAAGGGCAACGGAUAAAACUGCAGGACAUAAUCGACGGAGAAUAUGCUCCCAAAAAGCUCAAUGGAAGUUGGAUCGGAACGGAUGAGUUCCUGUACCAAAAUCACUGGGGAGAAAUUAGUUUGCUCAAUAUGAUCAAUCUCUCGGAGCGAAUUUUGAUGGCCAAUACGACACUGAAAACACUCGCUCCAGCCAAAUUCUCCAUCUCGGCGGACCGAAAGUUUCUCCUGCUGGCGCAAAACAUGAAGAAACUUUUCCGCCAUUCCUUUCUUGCUCAAUUCACCGUCUACGAUAUCACAACCAGCGAAACGAUUCCGCUCACCCUCAAGGCCGACAGUGACGAGUGGCCGUUCCUGUUGCACGCCGAGUUCACCCCCAAAGGCCAGUCGAUAGUGCUGGUGCAUACGUACGACAUCUACUACAAGCCGUCAGCUCGGGCCACCCAAACGUAUCGGCUCACGAAAACCGCCAUUCCCGGUAUCAUCUACAAUGGCGUGCCAGAUUGGCUUUACGAGGAGGAAAUUCUGCAGAGCAAUAAAGCCAUCUGGCUAUCGAACGACGGCCACCUGAUGCUGUACGGCACCUUCAACGAUUCGAUGGUGCAGGAGCAACAGUUUUCCUGGUACGGAAUGGCCAACGGGGAUAUCAACCUUUAUCCGGAGAUUCGCUCGUUAAGAUAUCCUAAGCCAGGCACGAAGAAUCCCACCAUCACGCUGAAAGUGGCCGACUUGGCGGAUCCCAAGAGCAUACGAACCCGGGAACUGACGCCACCGCCGAUCCUGUUGAAUCAGGAACACUACUUCACUAGUGCAGCCUGGGUAUCGCAAACCGAGGUCAGUGUUGUAUGGAUGAACCGACCGCAGAAUCUAUCGGUGGUGACACUGUGCAAAAGUCCGAUGUGGUACUGUCAGGAGACCCACCGGAUUAGUGGUGAUGGACGUGGAUGGGUGGAUGAGAUGUCGGUUCCGUUCUUCAGUCAAAAUGGAAGCUCAUAUAUUGCGAUUUCGCCACUACGCGAUGGAGCGGCAGGACACUUCCGCCAUCUGGUACAUGUGCACAUCGGCAAAAAACGAAUCAUUCCAUUGACGCACGGUCGCUUCGAGGUGAACAAAAUACUCCACUGGGACCAAGCCAACAAUUUUGUCUAUUACUUGGGAGUACCGGAACAUUCACCCGGCCAGCAACAUCUGUACCGGGCCUCGUCACUGCCACCGAAACAGGGUACAUCACCUCGCGCGCCACGAUGUUUGACCUGCAGCCACCAGCACAGUAGCAACGCUCAUCUUUCCAUGGUGAAGGCUUCGAACCGGGUCCAGCAGCAGUGGAACGACGACUGGGAGGAUACCGAGGAGGAAGAAGAAGAGUAUAUUGAAAUGCCUCCGACAACGGAAGCAACGAAAGCGAAAUGGAACCCUGACGAUCCAUCGGUCGUCGUCCCGCAGGCACCGUGUCAAUUCUUUACGGCUACCUUUGCCCCCAACAGCAACGAAUUUGCUCUAAUCGAAUGUCUCGGCCCAGUGGUGCCAUUCAGUGCCAUCUAUCGGAUUAGUUUCGAUCCGAACAAGAGUCCUACGCAGGUGCUGUUCUAUUUGCAAAACAACACGGCACUGGUGGAUCGCGUCUCAAGGGUCGCGCUGCCACAGGUGAAAUCUUUUCCGGUUAUGAUCUCCGGUGGGUAUCAUGCCCAGGUGCGACUGUUUUUACCGCCCGGACUGAGAGAGGACGAAAUCACGCAGUAUCCGAUGAUUGUGCAUGUCUAUUCCGGUCCUGGUACACAACUGGUGACCGACAAGUGGCGCAUCGAUUGGAACACAUAUCUCGCCGGUACGAAGGAUUACAUCGUAACACAGAUCGACGGUCGGGGCUCUAGUGGACAGGGGUAUCAACUUCUGCACGAGGUUUACCGCCGGCUCGGUACUGUGGAGGUAUCCGAUCAGCUUGAAGUAGCCGAAUAUCUGCGAGACAGUUUGCAUUUUGUUGAUAAACGACGCGUCGGUAUAUGGGGAUGGAGCUACGGUGGUUACACGGCAACCCUAGCGAUGGCUAGCCCAACUACACUAUUCCAGUGUGGUAUCAGCGUCGCGCCUGUUACUAAUUGGAAGCUGUAUGACUCGGCGUACUCGGAGCGCUACAUGGGGCUUCCGAACGUGACAGACAAUUAUAAGGGCUACGAGGAUAGCGAUUUAUCAAAACAUGCUGAAAAGCUGCGUGAUAAACAAUUUCUUAUGGUCCAUGGUACGGCAGAUGAUAAUGUGCAUUUCCAGCAGAGCAUGGUGUUCUCGAAGACGCUCUCGGCGAAGGGAGCCCUCUACAAGCAACUAAUAUACCCGGACGAGGGUCACAACCUGGCCGGGGUGAAGCGGCAUCUCUACCGAUCGAUGACGAUAUUCUUCGAGGAUUGCUUUCGGAAGCUGGUACCACAGGACGUGAAAGCCGGACUGGGCAACGGUGGAUCGAGUGAUUAAUACUUGCUGGAUUACUUCGGUACCACUGACUCAGCGUCAAGUUUCAUGUAAAAGUUUCUUCCUUUUUCUUCAAGCACAGGUAGCGUAGCCAUCCGCAUAUUAGCAGCUCUAAGAGUAGAAUGUUACUUAGUAGAGUGGUUCCAGCAUUUCGGGCACAUUCGGCUGGCUAGCAAGCAGCAGAAAGGAAGGAACCACUCGGUACUUAGUGUUUUUCAAACGUUGCUCCAAAAGACAACACACUACUUACCAGUAGACACUACGAUAGAUUUGAAGUCUUGAAGAAAAGAAAUCUCAUUCACCAUCAGCGAUUCGAUUCAGUAGGAAACUUUAGAUGUAAACUUGUAGCCGAUUUGAGCAACUUGCAUAGUGCUACCAGAGGUAAGGGAAUUUUCUGAAUGGAUAAAGAACCUUGUUCCAGCGACUGACCCAGUUAUCGGAAGGGGAGAGUAGGAAAACGAGAGCAAAUCAUGGUUGUGACAAAAUUCAAACAGGAUGAAAUUAGGGACAAUUGUAGACUCCGAGAGACUACCGCAAUAAAUCCUCUUCGAUAAUUCUGCUCGACGAAUAUAAGAACUAUAGCUAGAGAAUAAUAUCAUGUUGUGUCCAACAUUAAUUUUAUAGUUUCCGUUCUUUAUUCUAUAUCUACAUGCAUAUUUGAGAAAAACAAGGAAACGCCGAUACGCCGCUUGAAUUUAUUUUAAAUAAAAUUAAAAUCGUUUCCAAACUCUCUUUGAAACUACAUAACCGUGAUAUAUCCAGAGCUGAUGAGUGACAACGAGCCAGCACGAGCAAAAAAAAAACUAAGAGAAAACCAACAGAAGUGGCGUAAAAUAAGCAAAUUACGCCCUUGUCCCUCUGCUUCAGCAUAAAAUUAAAUUUCCGAAAUUAAAAUAUAAAACGAUUCAUAAAUAGGCAUUAGGCAAAUUUGAACCAGAAGAACGGCUAGUGAGAGUGCCCCUCGCUCAGAGCCUAAUAUAAAUAUUAAUUAAUAAGUAAUUUUGAUGCGCAUAGUAGUAGGAGGCAAGGGAGAAAUGUAAAUUCAAAAACAAGAAUUAUCUCGUAUCUUAUGGAGCAACAGGAAGAGAAAAAAAAUGAAAAAUGGACCGAAAGUAAUAUCUAUUCUAUGAAAAGAAUGGUGAAACAACCAACCAAGACAAUAUCCUUUUACUUACUAAGCUCUCUAACGAUGCUCUACGUAGGCGCGCAGUAGAUUGAAUCCAUUUAUCACUAUGUCGUCCUUUCCCGAACCGUCGCCGAACCGAAAGGUACGCGAAGAGGAAUCGCGCGGCGUGGAAAUCCUGCAGGUAAUUAGUGUCUCAACUUUUAGAUGCCCCCGGAUCUGUGACCUUAACUCGGUGCGAGGGCGUGAAACGGAUUUUCUCACCUGCCGCGCCGUGGUCUUACCGCGUGUUAUAAUGGUACCGUACCGUCGCUGGGAAAAGGGUGCAUUCAGCCGAACCGGGAUCAAGCCUUGGGGUUCGAGCCGGCCGCGAUGAAGCGAUAAUCUUCCAUGGUAAACAGAUAGCUUCAUCUUCGGGACUGAGGAAUGGUUUGUUUGACUAAUAGUAAUUAACUUUCUAUAGUGUUUGCAUAUUCGUUAUUUCGAUGUUAAAAUUAUGGGUGCAAUCGGACCGUCCAGUUGAUUUGUUUGGUUUGUAAAAUAUGGUUAAUGAUGAUGGUAAACCAACAUUUCGAAACCGUUAAUUAAGCAGUAUGCGUUUCUGGUGGAAAAACGGAAAAUUAGCAUUAGUUUACUAUGGAAGGUAUGAGUAUGAGUGAUCUUCAUACGUCCUACUGGGAGACGUAUAUAAAUGUGCCAAUGGCAUGCAUGGGAAAAAGUGACCAUCGAAUUUAGUAACCGGACACACCUGAAAAACAUUAGCACCUCUCAAAAAGUCCCUAUGCGAAAUUCGGGGUCGGUCAUGAUUAAAGGAUCGCACAAAACAGUCAAAGUGCAAACACAAAAAGAGCAUUUGAAUAUUUGAGAAUCGAAUUUAUAUUUUUGGCGCUAGUCUUAGAAUGUCAUGGAAUGUCGAAAUCUAGUAUCAUCUUAACAAAAAAAAAUUGGGAUAGCUUUUAUGGGACUUGUAAAAUUUUAGAAUUGAAUUAAGAUAUGGGUUUGGAAGGUAACUUUAUUUUUUUAAGUUGCUAAGAAAAUCUAUAUCAUCCAGUCAUAUAGCAAGGGAAGACAGAUGACCUCAUUAUUGCUUAAAGAUUCUCUGACAUGUCUUUAUAGCUUUUAAUGUUUCUUGACCCCACCAUUUUCAAGUAAAAUUAGUUUUGAAACCUUUCAUGCGCUAGAAAAAAGUUGGGCAUGAAAGGGUUAAGGACCGCCCCAAAACCGCUUUACCCAAUUUGCUACGCACAAUAAAUGUUUCUAAGACAACAAAUCUCCACAUCUACUGCCCUAAUGCAGUCGUAUAUUUUGCCAAAAGCGGAUUUUAAAUAGUAUUUAAAACUAAUUGGUGAUCGCGCCGCCGAUCUCUACUUUGUGGGCAGCGAUGCAGACACGGUAGUCUUUUAUAAAAUACUUGUCGUUUGCCUGCUUAAAAUAGGAUGACACAACGUUAAUCUAAUCUGGGCGCACUUUCAAGAUACCCAUAGCGGCUGAAUAUUUCUGUGUCAGUUCUUUGGAAUGGGUCUGAUGAACCUGAUCAAUCUGAAAUGUCGUAUAGUUAUUCCUAAUUGUAACAGCUAGUUCGUCGGUGAAAACAUUUUUAUUGCAUUUUUCUAUUUUCCCGACCGGUAAUGCCAAUUUGUGCUACAUAAGAAAACUUAGUUGGGCAACCACUUUCCUAGAACCCCAGUGUCCCAAAAUAUUUGCCAACUAAAUAAACUUCUUCUGACGACAAGUGAAAAUAUCACAGCAAUAAGCAUGUUUUGAAAAAAAUCUAUUUUAAUAGUAAAUAUAAGUUUUCGAUAAAAAAAAUGGUUGGGCUGAUAUUUUGGUAAUAAGCGAGGGCUACCAGGGUCGUUUGAAUGCCAACUAAUGACUUUUGCGUCAUAUCUGGUAUCACUUAUAACUUGGGAAUGGGCUGAUAAAAUAUGUUCUGUCACAAAACACGGACUGCAGGGCUCAUGAACUAUAUUUCGCUAGAACAUUGCCAGCCUGGGAAAAAUGCUGAAGCAGGUCAUAAUGGAAUUCUAUUAUAUUCAGCACCCUCUAUUACCAUGCAAACAAGCCAAGCGUACACGAUAUCUGCGCUGCUCACCAAGUCGAGGAUACACCAACAAAAAAUUUGCAUUUUGCUUUAUGCGGAUGCUGUAGUAUUGUUGCUGACGGUUGUUGCCCGAUUUCACAGUAGAGACUGAACCGGCCCGGUGUUGCUAUUUUGCUAUCGCCGCAGAGACGUGGUGUAUGGUGUUGCCAUCGGUGUUCGUUGGUCGCUUCGAGAGGUAUCACGCGCUGUGAACCUCGCAUUCCCGCUCAAUAGACAUGUGUUGUACGAGUAUCGGGCUGAUGUUUUGGUAGUAUGCAAGGGACACUACGGUUAUUUGAAAGCCGAAGAGUGAGGUCUGGUCAAUCAAAAUCAAUACUUUGGAGUGGUAAUCCGUAUGAGGUCCUAGAAAUACGGACUACAAAUCCAAAGUAGUACAUAUUCAACUCUCAAAUCUCAAACGUCAUGCUGUUAUACCUUUCCUUAUAAAUAAGCACAUAUAAUCGACAAUGGCUUACCACUUUAAAGGUCUCAAGUAGGACAAUAAAAAAGGAUUUUUUUUUUGAAAAUUCUACCACGGCGUAAUCCAGUGAAGCUCUGUUCCAUUCGUUUUUCAAAUAAUGAUUCAUAACAGCUUGGUAGGAAACUUGUAAAAUUUCUUAUUCUACUCCCCAGUUCAGUCCCCUAGAACAAAUCGAUGGACAAAAAACCUAAAAAUCCUAAAAAAAACUUUUAUUUAAAAAAAUGUCCCCAAUUUUUUUUCCAAAACUUAUUUAUAAUAUAGAAAUAUCUUUUUUCAAAACCUAUUUUUUUCUUUUAUAUCAGAUCUGACAACAAGCCUUAACCUAAUUGACGAGACUUCGUAGAAUAAUUAGCUUCGACAGUUGCAAUUUCAAUCGAAUUAUAAGGGCUUUUUCCCGGUAUAAAAUGACGGUAACUCGCACUGGUCUCCAGUCACCCGAGACAGGUUUCUGUCAACGAAAACUAUUGAACAAUCUAGCGUCUUUUUGCAAAGUUAGACAGAUUUUCCAAGUCGAAUUUAAUUCGGGCCGGAUCCGGUGCAUUAUAGUUGCAUGGUAGGAGUUUAAUUGAAAAUUCCAUCAUUGUCGAGCGUGAGUCGCUGGAGACGUUACUUGUAGGAGCAUCGCGAAUGAAAUUCUGUGCAAAAUCAGAAUCUGGACAAACUUUUCGGACAAAAAUCCAACGAUUCGAGAAUCCUUGUCUCAGCAUACAAUUUUACACUUUCAUUCGUGUAAUAUUACAUGUCAUUCAUUUUACAGCAGUAUUCGAGUAAAAAUAAAGUGAAGUACAUUGGUUUUCCCUUUAAAGAAAGUGUAAUUUUCAAUCCACGUGUAAAAUUAUUAUAAAAUUCGUUGAAGAAAGCACGACAAGUCGUGUGUAUUUGUGGUGCAACAUAAUUUUACAUUUAUAUUCAAGCUCCAAAUAUGUGCAUGAAAAUAAACUUAGAAUUACAAAAUAUUUUUCUCUGUGUUAUAUUUAUUAUAACCCUCAUAAUUUUUGUCUAUUCCUUCGUAUUCUUUCAGUUGCACUUUGCGUCGGGUUCCAAGCCUGUACAUAAAUAUGAAUGUCAAACAGGAUUCGUCUUUAAACACUCCGACUUCCCGCUUAAAGUCAAACACAUUGAACUGAGAAGGACCGAUCUUCUUUCGAGUCAAAGAUAGUCCAUAAAGUAUUCUGAAAAUUUCGAUAGAACUGACACAAACAUUUUCAUCUGUGCCAAAUAUCUCAAAAGUUUGCCAAGAUAAUCAGAAUUAUGACAUUUUCUCUAAAACUAAUGACGAUUCUGGCGACAUGCCUUCUAUUAAGAACUACUACAUAUACAUGGCCGCUCACAAAGUUGACAUUGAUGGUGUAGUCACCGAGUGAAAUUUAUCGUUCUACUGAAGUACGGGAUUAGCUGCUUCAAGGACCCAUUGCUCCAUUGAUUUUAAGUAGCAAUCGCACUGGACCCAUCCCAAGAAGAUCCUUCACACCCGUGUCAGGUGACCUUUGGUGGUAUUGCUUUGUGUUUGAUUACGUCUUUUUCCGCAAGUAUCUUCUGCCUGUUCGAUUGCUUAUAACCACGCGUCAUUCAUUGCAGCAUUACACUAAUUGCAAGCAAAUGGGCCUUUGAAGCAAUAAGACUCGGUGUGUCUUUUGUAGGGAGAGGUCAUAUGAUCUAGUACCAUGUCAGCGUACCAACAAUGCCAGAGGAAUAUGAAGCGUUCCCUUACACAACGCUUUAAGUACUCUUUCGAGGAAAUAGUAAAAGAAGUUUCGUCACUCUUCAGUCACCACGACAAAUCAAUAUGGUCGCCAAAUAUAUCAGCUGAAGGAAGCUCUGGCACAAAGCCAAAAAAAAACAACUCCUGCUCCAAUAUGAAGUUCAUGCCGAACUUAAGCCUUCGGGGCCCCCGUUAACCUCCAGAAACAGGUCUGACUGGUUCCCUCCAAUGUCUUCUCUAAAACUUGCGCGAACAUCCAAUUGGUGCAGCUGGCGGAAUGCUCCCUCACGUCAUACCUGGCUAUAACUAGAUCUUGACAAAAUCUAGGAUGUAUGCAAGUCGUUGGCUACGGCGUCGCGUACUGCUUCACCUAGAUGAAUGUCUGUACCAAGUCCCCUCCGAAAUGCGAAAUGGCGAUGAUCGAGAAGAUCCUUUUUCUCGAGGAGGGUCUGUUUACCAUACUUCCCAUCGUCUCCCCAAAGUAGGGAAGGAGAGGGAUGAGUCUGAAGUCAUUCGGACUCCCAGUUCCCUGGCAUUUCUUCGGGAUGGAAACCUUGAGUCAGUUCUCCGGUUGACUGGGAAGCUUACGAGAAAGUUGAUCUUUCUUUCCACCAGAUCGGUGCCCAAUUCCAUCGACUCAGACGGCAGGUCACAUCUGGUUCCUGGGCUGGCCAUCUAUUAGAGGUUAGACCCUUUAACAGGCUUCCAAGUGUAACGGUGACCGAACCACGGAUCAGCAUGUGCGUUUCUUGGACUGCAAGGUAGAUGGGCGUGGACUGAGCAGUAAUGCAUUGGAGGUGUCCUAAAUUUGUUCUCAGGCCAUCUAGGUUCACUGGAUUGCCAGUGUGCAGAUUAUUCCGUCGGCUAGUGGAGCUGGAAGUUCUAAUCCUCGCAGAUCUGCUGGAUCUAAUUAGGCUAGAUCUUAUUGAAGUCGGUAGGACGGGUGCCGACGAGUGGGCCGCAGGAGUGCGUUCAGUGGACCUUUGACCUGUUGCUGGGCGGGGUUAAAGCGACGACAAUUGGGUUCUGAAGGGUCCUGUAAUGAUAGGGACUUAUCCGGGAGGGUCCAGAAUUUCCUGCGUGAACUCAUCCAAUAACUGUGGCAUUUCCUGACACUGGUAAGUGAAUUUUGUAUGCGCAAUAAGUAGGUUUUGUUAUUGGCGGAUAGGAGCCUUAUGUUUACUUUGAUGACGGCGGCGGAAUUUCUCUCCGUAGCGAUGUCCGUUACGUGAGCCAAUCUGCUCCAAUUUUUGUCACGAUAUAGUCGGAUAUUCCACGGCGCUGAAACUAUCCUACUGUGAAUUCCCCAAUGGUAGAUUUCCCCCGAUACCGAUGUUCGUUUCCGUGAGUCAUUUAGCUCCCCACUUCGUCGUGAUCUACUCGAUCUAGUCCCCGGAGUUAGACCUAGCCUACUCAACGAGCCAGCCAGUAGGUACUGAGCAGGGUUGUUAAUCGAUAAUUAAUCGUCAUCGUCGAUAACGUUAACCACCCGUCAACGUCAUCGGAAACUCCGUUAACGAUAAUUUAUCGUCGCCUUCAUCGUCAUCGUCGAUAAUUGUAUCGUCGUUUUCAUCGUCAUCGAAGGUUCAUCGGUUAUCGCGAUACAUUUUGCGUUACUUUCUCGUUUAUUGGGGUUGAAGUUGAUGCGGUUAACUUUCAAUUGUUUAGAAAUAAAUAACUAUUGAAGGACAUGUUGUUGGCAGUAGAAAAUCAAUAGUUUUGGACAUUUUUUAUGCACAGGGGGGGAGGGGGGGUCCGACGAUGUGUCAAAAUGGAAUUUUUUGUCAACUUUUCGGGAGAGUUUUAUAUUGAAGGGAAAGUUAUUGGCAGUUGACAAUCAAUAGUUUUGGACAUUUUCAAUACACAAGGGGCUCGACGAUGUGUCAAAAUGGAUUUUUUCAACUUUUGAGGAAAGUUUGUUAUAUUGAAGAAGUUAUUGGUAAGUGGAAAUCAAUAGUUUUGGACAUUUUCAAUGUACCG